UGGAGUUUCCUGUCCAGCAGGAAGUGUGUUUCCUGCACAGUCCUGCCUGGCUCCAGAGGGCUGAAAGGAGAUUGGGCCUGUCCUAAACAGAGACACACACACAAACACACACUCUUCCACACAGCUAUAGCCAUCAGGUUGGUCAAUAUGGACUAUGAGCCCAAGCGAGCCAAGAAGGGAUUUGUGUCUCCGAUUAAGCGUCUGGUGUUCCCUAAAUCUAGCCGGCGCCAGGUGGACAAAGGCAGCGUGUACCGUAGACCCCUUCACACGGUCCCCCUCUAUCCACCAGACUACCUCAUCCACCCAGAGAGACUCAUCUAUGACUAUGUGGAGAAGGAAGUCAAGUUCCUGGGACACCUGACAUGGGUGUCAUGUUCCCUGAACCCAUCGAGCAGAGACGAGCUGCUCCAGCUUCUGGACACAGCCAGGAAGCUGAGGGUUUUGCCUCUGAAGACCAGUGUGGAACAAGACUCUAUUCUCAGUCUGUCUGCUCGCUGUCUGCUGCUUACCUGGAGAGACAAUGAAAAACUGCUGCUGAGAAUCCCCACACAUGAAAUCGCUGCUGCCUCCUACCUGCGGGAUGAUGCACUGCACCUACUGGUGCUCAAAACUGGUCUGAAUGUGGACACUGUACUAGCCGUUAACAGUCUGGAGAACAGGCCCACUGGUUUGGAGAGCCGCAGACAAACUAUAAGCAAUACUGACCCCAGGCCUGCAGGGGGCACCAUGGAGCGCCGCCACACCAUCUGUGGUGUGGACUGGAAGCUCUCUUCCCGCCAUGAGCCCAAACAGGGCAGUGUGGGUGGAGGAGGUGGGACUGGGGGUGGAGGGGGCGGCAGUGAUGGUGGAAGCCUGGAACGGAAACGCGUAAGCGGGAGUUGGGAGCGUAGGCAGACCCGGAAGCCAUGCGGAGGUAGCUGGGAGAAACGGCCAACGAGUGGCAGCUGGGACCGGAGGCCUGUAGGGGGCAGCUGGGAGCGUCGGGGAGGUGGAGUGGUGGUAGGAGGUAGCUGGGAGAAAAGGAAUGGGCCUGGAGCUAAACCAGGUGGAAGCUGGGAACGGAAACACCCGCCAGGUGGGAGCUGGGAACGCAGGCAGGCUUGCACGGGAAGCUGGGAGAGGGGAAAGUCCUAUGGCAGCUGGGAGAGGAGGAAUCAUAAUCCUCUGGAGCCCAUGCCAUGCCCUGAUGCCUACUGCAACCUCAUCAUACUGGCUGUGGAAAACAGGGAUGCUGCAGAGGAGUAUUGUGCCCUCAUCUGUCAAAUGUUUCAGAUCAUCUAUGGACAUCAGACCAUCGAAUGUGUCGACAGGGCGGGAUAUCACUACACCAUGCCUGACCGCUAUUGGCUGCAGAGGAGUGACAGCUGCCUUACUGACAUGACAUAUGGCUAUGACACAGACUUCAGCUGCUGCAGUUCAUAUGAUGGUUCACAGGAAGCAUUUGAUCCGUAUUAUAGUGAGAACUACAGUGAGAGCUCAUCUCUCUCCUGCCAUGACUCACAUCGAAGCCUGGCCUCCACACACAGCGACUCUGAACCCUGUAAUGCCAGUCUGCAGGAGUACAUGAUCAUUUUGAGGAGUAAGCUGACGCCUCAGGAGAUUCAGCAGUUUGCUCUGUUCCUGAGAGAAUACAGACUCGGUGCUCCGAUAGAGCAGUUCUGCACUGACCUGCUGCAGCUCUACGGAGACUCACGCAAGUUCCUGCUGCUUGGCAUGAGGCCCUUCAUUCCAGAUAAGGAUGUAGGAGUGUUCGAGACGUUUCUGGAAGACAUUGGGAUCCGAGAGGGUGGGAUUUUGACGGACAGUUUUGGCCGGAUCAAGCGGAGCAUGAGCAGCACAUCGGCCACAGCAGUCCGUGGCUAUGACGGCUGGACUCUCCCUUCCGGUUCCCAGGACUUUAACCGCAGAAUUGACGACAUCACACACAACAUUGAGGCUUUGGGCUUUGAGGAGGGGAAUGGAGACAUAGAAGAGGAGGACUAUUACCUGUGAAACAUACAGAAAGGACUGAGAGAAAUUUCAAAUAGUUAAACAUUUACAGUAUAUGUGCACUUUAUUUAGUUGCUGUUCAUGAAAAAUGUCUUUGCAUCAGAUUUGCCUCUGUAAAUUUGCAUAUUAUUUGCAUGCAAGUUUGGUUAUGUUCUGCGUGAAUGAUUUACAAAAAGAGCUUCAGUGCAGUGAGGAAAUGCCACAAAAGAACAUUAAAAAUGACACAUUAUUUGGAGAAAAGGUCACUUAGACAUAAAAGAAGAAAAUGAGAAUAAUAUUAUAAUAAUGAUGAUGAAGAGUUUGUUUCCACUCAGUGUACAGCACACAGUAAUCUGCUGGAGCCGGAGGGUCAUUGACUAUGGCAUGCAGGGAGAAUAACUUGACGAUCUUUCCAGUGACACCGUCACCUUGCCACAAUCUGAUGCCCCUCCCCUCGCUGCCCUUUUAUCUAUGCCAACCACAGACGGUUGAUGGGCACAGCGCCCAGCAUUGGGGGUUAUCAGAAUGGCACAUACAUCUGUCAGGCUAAACGUUUGUUAUGUAAUGGAACCGAGCAGAUGAACAGGGCCAGACAGGGUUUAGAUUAAAGUUAAACCUCUUCUCACACCCAAAUAAUCUUAGUACUCAAACCAGCGGGGGACAACUGGGAACAUUUGUCCCAGGCCCUGUGACAAGGGUCAACUAAGAUCCUCUGUGGAAUAGCCUAGUCAUUGAGUCAGAGGAUGGCGGGCCCUUACAUUAUUAUUAUUAAAUUAUUUAGACUUUCACUGACAGCCUUGACUCAAAAAAAAAGGGCUGAUUUAGAGACUUGCACUGUUAUAAUUAUGUAAAACAAUGUAAAAUAUUGCGAUAUAUACCUAAAAUGUUUGUUGAAAAGACACAUUAAAGGGUUAGUUCAAAA
This is a messenger RNA of Megalobrama amblycephala (Wuchang bream), 2890 nucleotides long. It is a transcript of the gene ccm2l, whose product is annotated as CCM2 like scaffold protein. Bases 148 to 1992 code for a protein of 614 amino acids. Gene Ontology annotation, biological process: heart morphogenesis. The record is from RefSeq and is a predicted model, not a curated record. Lineage: Eukaryota; Metazoa; Chordata; Actinopteri; Cypriniformes; Xenocyprididae. The transcript is spliced from 10 exons.